AUGGCGAAAAAUCCCUCUUUUCCCGUUUUAGCCCUUUUCCUCGCGGCCCUUUUCUUCCCAAACACUCACUCGCUUUCCACUUUCGCCGUCUCUGAAACCGGAAACCGGACGGUGGUGUGCGCCGUAGCCGGCUCACUAAACCAACAGUCUCUAAACUGCACGAUUUUCCCUCAAAGAGUUCAAUUUCCGAUCAGCCCGUCGCUACCUUCGGUCGCCGGCGUCGUGGCCGGAGAUGGGUUCAUCUGCGCCGUGAGCCCAUUUAAUUCUUCAUCAUCCUCCGUCGUGGUCUGCUGGAGGUUCUCUGAUUUGGGCGGUAACCUCACUUACAGAAGAAUUUACAACGGCCCUGCUUUGCGCGAUUUUGCUUCUGGAAAUUCUCAAAUUUGUGGACUGGUCAACAGUUCAAAUUCUCUUCAAUGCUGGCCGCAGAGAAUUUUCAAUAACACUGUUGAUAAUAGUAAUAAUGCUGAUAGUUUCUCUUCGAGUCUUGCAGUAGGGGAGAAUUUCGUGUGCGGCCUGUUGAGUUCGGGUCGGGUGCAGUGUUUGGGAAGUGCCUACAAUGUGACUGAUGAAAUGCCUGUGGGGAACUUCAGCCAGGUCCGGGCAGGUCCCCAGCACGCCUGUGCUGUUUCUCUCAAUGGUAGUUUGCUGUGUUGGGGGAAUACUGUGGGCCCAAUCCCAAGGCCCGAGGGCGAGUUCACGUCGGUUGCUUUGGGGGAAAGUCGAGCUUGCGCGAUAAGAAGUAACCGAAUGGUGGUUUGUUGGGGAGAAAACGGGUUUGCUUUGCCCGAUUCAUUGAGGGCCGAGUCCUUUAUUUCCCUCGAAGCAAAAAGAACGAUUUUUUGCGGGGUCGUGUUCUCGAAUUACUCGUUGCUUUGUUGGGGCAAUGCGGGUUUCGAUCCGAAUCCUUUGGUGUUUAGUGAUGUGGUGCCCGGACCGUGUAGAGCUAGAGUCGAAUGUGGCUGUGAGCCUUUGCCUAAUUACGGUCAAUAUUGCGAUCAAGGGCUCGUGAUUUGUCAACCUUGUGUUAAUAUUAAUAAUCAAUCCCAACUGAUUCCACCGCCACCGCCGCCGCCGCCGCCGGUGGCGGCACCGCCACCACCACCACCCUCCGGCGGCAGAAAAUGGAAUGCUAAAAUGGUGGCAUUUCUAGUCAUCGGCUGCGUGGGCUCCUUCUCGUCUUUACUACUCGUGUGUAUAUAUCUAUUUUCGCGUUACAUCAAAAUCAGUGGAAGUCGAAUACACGACUCUGGCCGUCUGGAAGCCGGCGGCUCGUCUCCCCACACCCCCGAAUCUCAGCCGGAGCCGCCUCCAGCCCGGCCACCGUCCCUCGAGAAAAAAGUCAGCCACUUGAUAAGCAUGGGGAGUGGGGGCCACCUCGAAGAAUUCCCCCUCGAAACCCUCCUCGCGGCCACCGACAACUUCUCGGAUGAGCGCAAGAUCGGGUCCGGGAGCUUCGGUUCGGUCUACUGCGCCACGCUGGACGACGGGCGGGAGGUCGCGGUCAAACGGGCCGAGACCUCCCGUUCCUCCUCGUCCACCGGGCCGGGCCCGGGCCUGGCCCGGCACGGCGGCCCGGAGGACAAGGACUCGGCUUUCCUAAACGAGCUCGAAUUCCUCUCCCGACUCAACCACCGCAACCUCGUCCGGCUCCUCGGGUACUGCGAGGAGCGGGACGAGCGUGUGCUCGUCUACGAGUACAUGCCCAACGGCACCCUCGCCGAUCACGUCCACGAGCUUCCCGACUCACCUUUACGCUCGUGGCCCGCGAGGAUUCGGGCCGGGCUCGACGCGGCCCGCGGGAUCGAGUAUCUCCACGAGUACGCGGUCCCGCGCGUGAUCCACCGAGACAUCAAGCCGUCGAACAUCCUCCUCGACGGGUCGUGGACGGCCCGCGUCUCGGAUUUCGGGCUCUCCCUCACGGGCCCGCGAGACGGGGAAUCCCACCUCUCGAUGGGCGCGGCCGGGACGAUGGGGUACGUGGACCCCGCGUACUACCGGCUUCAAGUGCUCACGGCGAAGAGCGACGUGUAUAGCUUCGGGGUGGUGUUGAUGGAGUUGCUCUCGGGUUUGAAGGCGGUGCACAAGAACGAGGGGGGUGUGCCGAGGAAUGUGGUCGAUUACGUGUUGCCAUUUGUCGGGAAAGACGAGAUUCAUAGGGUUUUGGACAGGCGGAUCCCGCCUCCGACCCCGUUCGAAAUCGAGGCCGUGGCUUACGUGGGGUGUUUGGCGGCGGAUUGUGUCGAGUUGGACGGACGGGAUAGGCCGACGAUGAGUGAGGUGGUGGAAGGGUUGGAGAGGGCGCUCGAGGCGUGUUUGGCGCCGCCGGUUAUGUCCCGAUCGACGACGAGCUCGUCGUAG
This is a messenger RNA of Striga asiatica, 2361 nucleotides long. Lineage: Eukaryota; Viridiplantae; Streptophyta; Magnoliopsida; Lamiales; Orobanchaceae. The record is from the annotation of a GenBank genome assembly.